AUGACAUUUUCCCUUCCUUUAAUAUCACAUACAUCAGUCAUCGCUACAGCACUGAUUGUUGUCGCUCUUGACUGUUUCAUCUCACGUGAAUUAUACAACCGUGUGUAUAGCUCAUAUUUUCCUUCGUAUACCAUCGUUAUACCAAACGACACGACCCAUACCAAAAAUACCAAAAAACCAGCUCUCCUUAUUGAUACCAACCCAUUAUUUACGACCAAAGACAGAAACCCUAUCUCGACUGGCAACAGGUCUCAUCAUAUGAUCGUAGCAAGUCCGGAGUCAAUUCAUCCCACAGCUCUUCACAAACCCGUCAAAAAGAGACGUCAUUAUUCGGUAUCUUCACGUUCAGAAAUAGACUUUUCAUACAAGAUGCCCGAAUUAUCUCCUUCCGCAUCCUCCGACUCCUCAUUUGACUCAAAUUGGAGCCAGGGACGUAGACCUUCUCAGGUGGAAGAAAUGAUACACCUGUUUGAAACAGGUGGACAUCAACCCCAUCGUCGCUAUAGUGUAGAUUCUCACAACUAUCAACAAAAGCAAUUAAUUCGGGAAAGAAAGUUCGAAUAUAAGCCUAUUGCUAUUGAAUGGAAAAAACGGGACACAACUCCAAUCCAAUUAACCCCAUCAAAGUCAACGUAA
This is a messenger RNA of Mucor mucedo, 636 nucleotides long. RefSeq lists its product as uncharacterized. NCBI's taxonomy places the organism in Eukaryota, Fungi, Mucoromycota, Mucoromycetes, Mucorales, Mucoraceae. The coding region runs from base 1 to 636 and encodes 211 amino acids. The record is from RefSeq and is a predicted model, not a curated record. The transcript has 2 exons.